GGAUGCAUUGUUAAAACAGAAUGUCAAGUUCAGUAUGUGGUUAAAAACCUGUAUGACAUUUUCCAAGAGAGAAAAGUUGGAAGAAAGAGAAGGUGGUGUGUUUACUUAAAUGAGGUUGACUGCAUAUUGGCAGAUUUUGUGAUUCUCUCGGUCUGCUGUGCUUCGAGAACUGCCUACCCUUACAUGCUAUUUAAAGGGAUAGUAAGUUGUGGAUGGCCAACUGGUUACUGGUUCUUUCACAGCAUUAUAGACAAGCUGAAACAUAUCUUAGGUUUUAAGUCAAGUCAUGCAAUGGUGCUUAAUGCAAUGGGAUAUGAUAAGAGUGAUGGGAAAAUUAUAUUAGAAAAAGAAACAAAUAAAAUUUGCUUUACUCCACCCAAUGAUCCUUUACUGCCAAGAAAGAUAGAGGCCUUUCAAAAGAUAACUAAGACAUUAGGGUGAAUUCUAUUCAUGUCAAAGUACCAGAGCACUUCAGUUCAUCUUUUAGGUGGCUGCAAUGCAUCACCAGAUCAUUUAGGUGGUGUUUGUAAUCCACAAGGUCAGGUUUAUGAUCCAGACUCUCCUGGUUCAGUGCAUCAGGGCCUCUAUGUGUGUGAUGCUUCUAUAAUCCCGUGUUCAAUUGGUGUAAACCCUGCUCUUACUAUUGCUACAGUAUCUGAGUAUGUAAGCAAGCACCUUGUGAAGGAUAUUAUUGGCUUCAAGAGAGAAAAGGGCACAGAUUUUCCUUUUAAAUCUGUCUAUCAGAAUCCAUGCGUCGACAACAAUGAGACUAAGAGGACCAAUAAAGGAAAUGUUCUGAUCAAAGAAGUCAUAAGAGGUUAUGUGGGGGUUAUGCCAUGUACUGCUUUUCUUAAAAUCAACAUAUAGUUGCAGGACCAGGAGGGUUUUGAUGAGGAUCCACUUUUAAGAGGAAAAGUUGGUGGUUACAUCAUAUUUAGAGUCAUAGACAAGGAAAAGUUACCUAUUAUGGCUGGGGAAAUGGAUAUCUGUCAAGUAGAUUACCAUACUCCCUACACACAGUAUAUGUAUUGUCACCUUCUUCUGGCAUCUUCCUCUGGUUCUAGGUAUGUUCUUGAGGGAAGGAAGACCAUGAAUCCUUAUCUGUUUCCACUACAUGCUUGGAGGGAUAUGACACCAUUACAUGUGACACUCAGAAGAGUAGGUGGGAACUUGUCUGCAGAUGAAACAAUGAAUUUACAGGGAGAGCUUAGAAUUUCCAUGAUUGACUCACUGAAGAGUCUUGUAAGCCUUGAAGGAAAUGGAAGAAGAAGGUUCAGACAUCUUUUUCUGCAGACUCUAUUGAGAACUUACAUUUUUCAGGUACCAUGAGGAAGUCACAGGGAUCAUGCCCUUAAUGUUCUGGACAAGUCUUAUCCAAGCAGUACUCUUCAUGAAAUGAGAACAGAAGAUGUACAAAUUAUCAGCUGCAGGCAGUGGAAAAGUAACAGUCAAAGAAGAGGGAAGCAUUUGGGAGGAAGAAAACUAAAUCCUGUUCUUCUUCUUAAUGGACAUUCUACUGAGAGUUACUAUCUGUCAAUAGAACCAAAUGAUUUAGUCAGAACUUUAUUGGAAGAAGGGCUUGAGAUUCAUAUCUGCAACUCUGGAUUCAUAGUGGACAGCAGUGGAAAAUAUUCAUAUCUAAUCCAUCCAGAGAGAAUGGCUCUGUCAACACUAUACGUCUCGGGGGUACGCAGCCUUGUGACUCCUGAGACAUCUUUUCUAGCCAACAAGUACAUGAAACUGCAUCAACCUGGUUUUAGACAUGAAAGGGUUGUUGUGGAGGGUUUUGGACAUUCAGAUUUAUUGAUUGGAGAAGAGUCUCAUGCGAAGGCUUUCCCUCACAUUUUAUCCCACAUAAGAUUAGCUGAACAAGAGGAUGUCACCCCAAUCCCCACUGACAGCACCUGCAGAAAGGGUGGCAGGCGUGGAAGAGGCUGUGAUUCUUUGCUUCAUAUCUGUUCUUCAGCUGCCAUCGUGAUACUGAGAUAUCUAUUAGUCUGUCCUUUUUGUGCUAGUUAAAAUGCAAAGUAUGAUAUGAUUGCACAUUUGUAGUGCUGAAUUGGUUUUGGUUGACAUUGACAUCUGAGUUUACAUAGAACAAAAGUUGGCUUGUCUAUUUACCACCAUUUUCAAGCGCUUCUAUUUCAAUUCGUCAUUUGGUUUUUCAUACGCAUUGAGUUUACGCA
Molecule: messenger RNA, 2186 nt
Organism: Rubroshorea leprosula
Lineage: Eukaryota; Viridiplantae; Streptophyta; Magnoliopsida; Malvales; Dipterocarpaceae
Source: the annotation of a GenBank genome assembly